AUGUCCGUCCAAGCUGCGUGGGAGGCGUGUUCCAAAAUCGACACCCUCUUCAUCCUUGUCUGCAGUGUCUUCUGCUGGCUGAUCAUCCCCGCCUGGUGGAUGAUCGGCUACUCGCUGGCGUACAGCGAGGGCAACGCGUUCUUUGGCGGCCUCGACAAAGCCUUCCACAUCGGCGUGCUCUCGCAACCGAUGGGCACCAUCCCGGAGAUCCUCUUCUCCGAGUUCCAGCUCAUCUUCUGCGCGACAGUCUGCGCGAUCGCCAUCGGCGGCGCCUGUGAGCGCGGCCGUCUCCUGCCCUUGAUCCCCUUCAUCUUCCUCUGGAGCACCUUCAUCUACGCCCCCCUCGCGCACAUGGUCUGGUCCGACAACGGCUUCCUCGCGAAUCUCGGCGCUCUCGACUUCGCCGGCGGCACGCCCGUGCACAUCUGCAGCGGCGCCACGGCCACCGCCAUGAGCGUCUACCUCUCGUACCCUCUCUUCCGGUCGCGACGGUCGGCAACACGCACACCGCAGCAUCUGCGGCUGCACCGGCCGCACAACGCGCUGUGCCAGCUGCUCGCGCUGAUCAUCAUCUGGAACGCGUGGCUGGCGUUCGACGCGGGGACGACCCUCGCGCUGAACUUCAAGAGCGUCAUGGCGGCAUGCGUGACGAAUCUCUGCGCGGCGUCGGGCGCGCUCACCUGGGCCGGACUGACCUACUACGACACGGGGAAGUGGAGUCUCGACAGCACGUUCCUGGGCGCGAUCGCGGGGCUGGUGCUUAUCACGCCUAGCGCAGGCUUCGUCGAUAUGAACACCGCGGUUGGGUUUGGGGUGCUCGGCGCCGUGCUGGGGCGGCAGGCCCUACGGAUCAAGUUCACGAAGCGCGCGGCGCGCUGGCGCUGGGUCGAUAACGGGGACACAUUCGCCACGCAUUGUCUGGGCGGGUUUCUUGGGACGAUCGUCACGGGCUUGUUUGCCCAGCGCGAGGUGGCUGCCUACGACGGGGCGACCGUCAUCGCUGGGGGUUGUCUCUUCGACGGCAACUGGCGCCAGCUGUGGGUGCAGAUGGUCGAGGCGGGGAUCGGGUUUACGUGGGCGUUUGUCGGGAGCUAUGUGUUACGGGGCGGCGCUAACAGUUCUAGGGACGUCAUGGCCGGCAUGGACGCAGCGCAGAUGGGCGAGUCGCUACAUGAGGCACAGUGGGCCGGAGAGGAGGAUUACUACCCGUUCGAGGGGAUCCAACUGUGA
Molecule: messenger RNA, 1230 nt
Organism: Aspergillus terreus NIH2624
Lineage: Eukaryota; Fungi; Ascomycota; Eurotiomycetes; Eurotiales; Aspergillaceae
Product: ammonium transporter
Exons: 4
Coding region: 1-1230 (409 amino acids)
Biological process (GO): ammonium transmembrane transport
Cellular component (GO): plasma membrane
Molecular function (GO): ammonium channel activity
Source: RefSeq, a predicted model, not a curated record